AUGCCGGACGUCGAUGACAGUUCCCACGCCCAUAAUAGCGCGCCAGACCAACACUUAACCUCCAUCGCGAACGAUGAAGAUGCCAGCGUACCAACACCGGCGCUACAUAUUGCAGCUGAUUUCUGCUCCUCCUCUGCAAUGCCCAUAUAUAAUGUCACCGUGGACGAUAUUUCUCCUCUGCUCAUCUAUAGCGAUGGACAAUGGGUGGACACGAACACGGGGGAUGCUGCUUAUACGGAGUACUAUAACUUCACAUUCCAUGCAACCCAGGUUGAGAACGCCGCGGUGACCUUCCAGUUCUUCGGUACGGCAAUAUACGUCGUAGGAGCCAAAAGGGAGAAUCAUGACGAUUAUACGAUUACAUUGGACGGCAUCUCUUCCGUUCAUGACGGUUUCGCCACGAAUCCUCCGCUAUUCCAGCAAACCCUUUUCAACAGACCCUUCCUGGACAUAGAUUAUGUCAUAUUCACGACGGGGGAUGAAUCGACGAGUACUACUCUUGUGAAUACUACCUUUGACGACGGUCUCGCGCAAUAUUCAAGUGGAUGGGACUCUUCGCCUGACGACUUCUUAUCGUCCUAUUACAACCAAACGAUGCAUCGCACCAACACCCCCAACGCGUCGGCAACUUUCAUGUUCAUAGGUUCAGCUAUUGCAGUGUACGGCUCCAAGGAUAUGAACCACGGCACAUUUGCGGCUAGUGUCGAUGGCGCCGCUCCAAUCCCGCUGAAUGGUGUCGCAUCGACAUUCAGAAAUCAGACCCUUCUGUAUUACACCUCUGGGCUCUCCAAUGACACCCACUACAUCACACUCACCAACUUGGGACUGGACACUGCCGUGUUCUUCGACCUCGACUUUUUCCUCGUCUCGCAGUAUGUUCCGGCCUCGAGCCCAUCCCCAACGCCGGGGUCUGGUAACUCCCACGUGAGAACACAUACGAACGUCGCCCCCAUAGCUGCUGGGGCAUCUGUCGGUGGCGUUGCGCUCAUCGUUAGCACCCUCGGCGUCUUUUUCUGGCUUCGACAUCGCAAACGACGGCGCAUGGCCGACGGUGUGCAAGAGGAAGAGAAUAAGAUUGUCCCGUUCCGGGACGGUAUUCGCGCCGGCGGCACGUCGCAGGAGGCACGACGCAGCUGCUCUCGGCACGUCGACCGCAUCCACGUCGACGGCGCGCGGGAGUGGGCGGCGAAGGAGAAAGAGGACGCGCGCAAGAUCGUCGAGAGACGCGCUGGGGUCGAACUCAAGCCCGUUUGCGUGCCGCAUCAUCCGGACAAUGCGUCCGAGACCAGAGCGCUGGAUCAUGGUGUGGCGUCGGACGAGGUGGCGGGCGGGCCACGUCGGUGGGGAUCAGAGACCGCAUCUAGCACGUACGACAUGCCGCCACCAGAGUACGGCCAGGUGUUUCCCCCACGUGUCGAGUCGGGUCGGCUUGAAUCUUCAACCGCGAUCAUCGCUACUGACUCAACCCACUCUGUCGCGCGGGAUGCUCCGACGUCAAGGCCGAGGCCAUUGCCUGUCCCACCUCCGUGA
Molecule: messenger RNA, 1530 nt
Organism: Punctularia strigosozonata HHB-11173 SS5
Lineage: Eukaryota; Fungi; Basidiomycota; Agaricomycetes; Corticiales; Punctulariaceae
Exons: 12
Coding region: 1-1530 (509 amino acids)
Source: RefSeq, a predicted model, not a curated record